Cucurbita maxima (winter squash) is the source of this 885-nucleotide messenger RNA. RefSeq lists its product as uncharacterized. Bases 283 to 744 code for a protein of 153 amino acids. The record is from RefSeq and is a predicted model, not a curated record. Lineage: Eukaryota; Viridiplantae; Streptophyta; Magnoliopsida; Cucurbitales; Cucurbitaceae. The transcript has 4 exons.
UUAUUACAAGAAGAAAACAAGGCCGAUGAGAAGAAAAGAGAGCAGUUGAGUAUAAUUUCAUUGAAACUCAAAUGCGUCUUCUCUAAUCUGGAAUUCAAUUUCAUAAGGAACAUUUCGCUUGAUUACCCACAAACUGAUUUUUUGUUCCAGUUCAUCAGCACGGACCCAUCUUAAUUUUGUAGAUCAUCGCCGUCAUCUGCGGCGGAAUUCUCUGGUGUUGCUUCCAAGUUCUGCGGCGGCGAUGUGAAUAUCCAUUGAGAGUAUUUGUAGAAGAAGAAGAAUAUGGAGACCCAACAGUCAGGGAGGUUGAGAUUCUCGUUUAGGAAUGCGACCGUAGCUGUGUGCUUGUUGAACCUGGUGGCGGCUUUUCUUAUGCUUCAGGGUUUCUUGUUUGCUGCCUCUUCCCGCAAUAGAUCCUCCUCAACAAAUCCUAAUUUGGAUCAACUGAAAUAUAUCAGGGAAUCAGAAGAGAUUCGACUUGCCAUGCAGCCAUUGGAACUGAUUAAAAGGGUAAGGGAAAUUCAGCAGGAAGCAUACUAUGAAAGUGAAGAUAUACAAGAGAAAGACUCCAAGCAGAAUGCUGCCAUUGAUCUUUCUAAGAGAUUGAAAGACUUCCGUUCUCUCAAUGAUGCUUCCAACUUAAAAGCUUUGGAGGAAUGGCGGAAAAGGAAGAUGGAAAGAGCAAGAGUGCGAGAAAUGGAGAAAAAUGGGACACUGAGAUCUCCGACUUCUAAAUCUGUAUGAAUUUUACUUGUGUAUGUGAUUCUAAAGUGAAAAAGCUUCAUACCCUUCUUCUUAUACCGAAUUAGAUCGGGCUGUGUUCGGGUUCAAAGACAGAAGAGAUAAGAAAGUCCUAAUACAUGUUUCAUUACUUUAACCUCUGCU